Anopheles stephensi (Asian malaria mosquito) is the source of this 2799-nucleotide messenger RNA. RefSeq names its product E3 ubiquitin-protein ligase RFWD3-like. Gene Ontology annotation, cellular component: nucleus. The record is from RefSeq and is a predicted model, not a curated record. The coding region runs from base 392 to 2557 and encodes 721 amino acids. Lineage: Eukaryota; Metazoa; Arthropoda; Insecta; Diptera; Culicidae. Gene Ontology annotation, biological process: protein ubiquitination; interstrand cross-link repair. The transcript has 3 exons. Gene Ontology annotation, molecular function: ubiquitin protein ligase activity; protein binding.
AUAAAAACAAUUGGUCGUUUUGUAUGGUAAAAUAAAAUAUUCUUCAACGGAAUUAAUUUAAAUUCUUUCCACAUCAUUUUGCCUGAUACUCACACACGAUAGCGUGGAUGACUAGCUUUGUUGACGAAAUACGUUGGAACAUUCUAAAAUACUGCUAGCUAAAAGCAAAACAUAAGCACACCCCUCCCGCAGACAACCAGCACGCGCACAAACGUCAACGAGUCCGUUAUUUUGGCUCGCAAAAAGCAGCUGUCACUGUUCUUUGUUUACGCUUUUUUCAUUAGACCGUUUGUGUGCGCCUCUUCCGCGUAGCAGUGCGUCCAUCUCGAUCAAAUUUCGGACCACAAAUGAAGCACUAGCACACUGUUUUCACUUACUUUUCCCGCCCAGCAUGGAGGAAUCAAACGAUGAGCUGACGGAAGAAUCGGACGAAACGCUCAACGAAGAUUCGGGCCGUUCGCUAUCCCCGACGGAAUUCGCAGAGCAAUCGGCAGAGUUCAAUUUUGACGAUGCUUCCAGCCAACGAUCGGUAAAUGUGCUCGAUAACCCGGUGGUACAUAUGGAGGUGGAGUUGGGGCGCAUACAGCAGGGCAUGCUAUCGCCGGUCAUAUUGCUUAACAACGUAAACAACCUACCGGAAGUGCAGGCCACGGUUGAGAUCCGCACGGAGGACGGUGGGAAUGGCGACGAGGAGGAGGAGGAGGAGGAUACGGAAUCCAUCCCACUCGGAUCGAACCCGGGUGCGGAGGUGGAUCGACAGCCAUCGAACAACGUGCCGGAAGUGCAGGCGACCAUCGAAGUCCGAACAGAGGAUGGCAAUGAUGAUGAGGACACGGAACCGAUCCCGUUGGGAUCUGCUCCGAGCGGAGGUUCGAGCCAAGCUACGCUCGGUGGUGACCGUAUAAACGAAGGGCAGGACGUGGAAGAAGUGGAAGUGAUCGUGCAACGACCAUCCGGUGCGGAUGCGGAUCAACCCGUUGUUCUAUCGGACAGUUCACCAAACCGUUCCGGCGAUAUGUUUACACCACGGCGAAAAAAACGGAAAAGAAAUGCAACCUCACCGGUACAGAUCGCCAGCACGCCAGCCCACAAGAAGGAGGAAGACGAGGAAGGACUCCUGUGUUCGAUCUGCCUGGACGAAUGGACGCUAACGGGCGAACAUCGGGUGGUGUCGCUAAAGUGUGGCCACCUCUUCGGUAUGUCGUGUAUCAAGCGCUGGAUGCAGGACAAACCGGCCGCUAGUCGCAGCUGCGCCACGUGCAAAGCUCGCGCCACGAUGCGUGACAUACGCUUCAUCUACGCGCGCUGCGUCAAGGCGGUGGACAAUACGCGCGAGGAAGAGUUGCUGCAGGAGCUGAGCCGCGAAAAGCUGAAAGUGAUCGACCUCAACAUAAAACUUUCGAUGGUAAACGCGGAACUGGCACAGCAGCGCCAGAUGGUUCAAAUUCUGAAGCUAAAGAUCGAUGCCAACAGUCGUGCCGAUCCGUACGGUGAUAAGCGGCUCGAUUCGCAGGCCGAACGGCGCGUUAGUUACAAACUGUUUUUGGAGAAGAACAUGGAGAUUACGCGCGAACCGGGCUGCCGAGCGUUGGCCUACUCGGACAAACAUCAGAUGUUGCUCAUAUCGCAGAAAUCCACCCAGCCACUGUUUCCCGGCUAUUCCAUCCGGAUGGUGCAGGUGCCCGAAUUUACGGCUAGUGCCGGUGCCGCUUCCAUGCUGGUAUCGUCCCGUUCCGUGCGUGACAUAGCGAUCGACGCAUCGGGCGAUCUGUUCGCGUGUGCAACGAUGGAGAAGAGCGUGAAGGUGUUUUCCAUCCAGAACCGUACCGUACAGUGCACGAUCACGCCGAACCAGGAAGGUCCGCUGUGGUCCUGUGCGUUCGACAAGGAACGGUCGAAGUUUCUCUACCUCGGGUCGCAGCGUGGUUCGGUGUACGUGUACGACAUUCGGCAGCCGGAUCAGCUGCUGGAAGAGUUCCGUGUCGGGCACGUGCAGCAGGACUUUACGGCGGUUGUGAAAAUCUGCCCCGUAGAACCCACGUCAACGAUCCCGUGCGGUGGGUUUCUCGUGUGCAAACUGAAAUCCGUCUGGUUCUACGAGUACACGCCCACCCAGCAGGUGGAAAGCCAUUUGCUUAACAUCACCGGUGCGUUUACCGCCAUGAGCUACAACCCGGCCAGCGGACUCAUCCUGAUCAGCGUACGGCCAACGGUCGACAAACCAACCACGAUGGUGCUGGCCUCGCUCGAGAAGCUGGACGGUGUGUUCGCACUCAAGACGCAGCACACGUUCGAAGGAUCGCGCGUCCAAACGGUCAUGUACCGGAGUGCCCAGGUGUACCUGAACGAUGCGGACACGCUGGUGGCGUCGUACCUGGAGGACGCGAAAAUGCUUUCCACCUGGUGCACCAACAGUGGCCGCCGAUGGUUGCAGCAGUUACCGAUGAGCGAAGGUAUCCUCGAUAUCUGCCCGAUACUGACGGCCACCCCGGGACGGACGUAUCUGGCCGCACUAAGCGAAUGUCGGUGCCGCAUUUACCGUCUGAAUAGUGAGUGAGACUGAGGCAGUGCGCGAGCGUGCGUGCGUGUGUGUGUAUGUAUGUACAUUUGAAUAGGGAACGAAAACGGGUGGACAGAAAUUCCGAAACGGUGUCAUCCGGCGCCGGCAACUGCCAUUUUGUAUUUUGGGGGACAACAUUUUGAUUGUUUGAAGCUAGGCGCGAUUGAUUUACGAUUUUACCUCUCAAUAAAAUGGAACCAUGUGUUAGUUUAAGGAUAAGGAAAACGAAGAACAACAAA